Messenger RNA from Cucumis sativus (cucumber), 1231 nucleotides. RefSeq names its product zinc finger protein CONSTANS-LIKE 5. Gene Ontology annotation, cellular component: nucleus. The transcript is spliced from 4 exons. The record is from RefSeq and is a predicted model, not a curated record. The coding region runs from base 101 to 931 and encodes 276 amino acids. NCBI's taxonomy places the organism in Eukaryota, Viridiplantae, Streptophyta, Magnoliopsida, Cucurbitales, Cucurbitaceae. Gene Ontology annotation, biological process: regulation of flower development. Gene Ontology annotation, molecular function: protein binding.
AUCUAAAAGCAAAAAUCCAAGCCACAAGAACCCAAAUCAAACCCUUUGUCUUUUUUUAUUUUAUUUUAAAUUUGUAAUUCCCCAUUACCCCAAUAAUUAUAUGGCCAUGGCUUCAAUUCCUGAUCAAUUCUACCAUGAUGAUCAGUAUACAUCCUUGGCAGCUCCUCCUCCAACGACGCCGUCUGUGGGCAUUGGCUGGGGAGAUGAAACUGCUGAUGAUAAUUUAGUUCCUUUGUUGGAGGAUGAUAAUUUUGGGGCUCUUCAUCAUCAACCUUAUACUCAUCCUAAUCAAUAUUAUUGUUCUUCUAAUGUUAUUGAUUCGGCUACCUGGUCGUUUCCUCAACAAGACAUGCUACCGCCGUUUCCUUCCGCCCAUUCCCAUCAGAAUAAUAAAAAUGCAAGAGGAUCAUCGUGUCAAGAUUUUAAUUCCCAUCUUGGAUGUCAAUUACCAGAUCAUCAAUUAUUCUCUGAGUUUCACGACGAUUGUUUCGGAUUGGUGCCUGAGAUCAAACCAUCAUUUUAUAAUAAUCCUCUCCCUACGCAUAAUUGGGACAACCAAAGCAAUCAAGUUUCUGUAGCUGAGGACUCAAACAUGAAAGUCGGCCGCUAUUCUGAAGAAGUAAGAAAAGAAAGGAUUCUGCGUUAUUUGAAGAAAAGAAACCAAAGAAAUUUCAACAAAACCAUCAAGUAUGCAUGUCGGAAAACCUUAGCGGACAGAAGAAUUCGAGUCCGAGGCAGAUUUGCAAGGAAAAAUGAAGCAAUAUCCGAUCAAGAACUUAAUCCAACGAUAAAGAACAAUGACACUACUAUUCAAAAAGACACUGAAUUACUAUACAACCACCAUGAUUUUGGUGUCCAGAUGAAAGGGGAUGAGGAAGAAUGGCUACAAGAUAUCUCGAGCCUAAUGUAUCUACCAUAUAUCAGUAGUUGAGAUAUGGAAAUUGAUGAAGAUGAUCAAAAGGAGCAGCACAAAAAGAGGAAAUUCUUCAAAUAUUUUAAUUAUUAUAAUUGGUGGUGGUAGCUAUAUAUAUAUAUAUAGCUUAUUUUAAUUAAUUAAAUAAUGGACCAAUUAAAACUGUUCCGAACUAUGUGUUAAUUUUAAUUUUAAGGACAUUCCUAGAAUUUUGAAACAUAGGAGAGACUAAUACACACAAUAUAACGAAUCUAAUGAUGUUUUGACCUCGUCUUUUGAGAUCGAUUAACUAAUUUUAAUGAAUGAUUUUAUCUCAAA